AUGGUUCGUACCAAGCAAACCGCUCGUAAAUCUACUGGUGGCAAGGCCCCACGAAAGCAGUCGGCUAUCAAGGCUGCUAGCAAAUCAGCACCGGCUACCGGUGGUAAAGUCGCUCUUCGUGAAAUCCGUCGUUACCAGAAGUCGACCGAGCUGCUCAUCCGCAAAUUGCCGUUCCAGCGCCUGGUCCGUGAAAUCGCUCAGGAUUUCAAGACCGAUCUGCGUUUCCAAUCGUCGGCUGUGAUGGCUCUCCAAGAGGCCUCUGAGGCAUACCUCGUCGGUCUCUUCGAAGACACCAACUUGUGCGCUAUCCACGCCAAGCGUGUCACCAUCAUGCCCAAGGACAUCCAGCUGGCUCGCCGUAUCCGCGGUGAACACCCGAGAGGAAUGUAUAUAAGGGAGGCGCGUGGGUCAGUGGGCAUCUCAUUCGUGAGUGCAACCGCUGUCAACGCAACAAUGUCCGGACGUGGAAAAGGAGGCAAGGGACUCGGCAAAGGAGGUGCCAAGCGCCAUCGCAAAGUUCUUCGCGACAACAUCCAAGGCAUCACCAAGCCAGCCAUCCGUUGUCUUACUCGCCGAGGUGGUCUGAUCUACGAGGAAACUCGUGGAGUUCUGAAGGUAUUCCUUGAGAACGUGAUCCGUGAUGCCGUCACAUACUGUGAGCACGCCAAGAGAAAGACCGUCACAGCCAUGGACGUCGUCUAUGCUCUGAAACGCCAAGGACGUACCCUCUACGGUUUCGGAGGAUAA
Molecule: messenger RNA, 747 nt
Organism: Cooperia oncophora
Lineage: Eukaryota; Metazoa; Nematoda; Chromadorea; Rhabditida; Trichostrongylidae
Source: the annotation of a GenBank genome assembly